UAUUCCAUGUUUCUAAACAUGGCAGGUCGCAGUGGUUUUGACGAUGGUAAUCUAAGGGACUAUGGAGGCGGCAGGAGAACAGUGGGAGGACGCCCGCUCCCGUCUGAGCCCCCUUACAAGGCUUAUGUUGGAAAUCUACCCUCGGGUAUUAUACAGGGUGAUAUGAACAGAAUCUUUCCGGACCUGGCUAUUAAAAAUGUGCGGCUGGUUAUGGAUAAAGAAACCGAUAAAUUCAAAGGCUUUUGCUAUGUAGAAUUUGAAUAUUUAGAAGAUUUGAUCAAGGCUAUCGAAAUGAACGGAUCUCUCAGCGUGGAUGGUAAAUUUGUCAAAAUUGAUGUGGCUGAAGACAAAAGAAGCGACAGAGGGGGUGGUUUCGACCGCGGGCGGCGCGACGGGGGUCGCGACGGACCCCGAGAGGGACGCGACGGGCGCGGGGGCGGCGGGGGCUUCCGGCGGGAGGGGAGGGAGCGCGAGCGGGGCGGCGGGGCGGGCGGCGAGCGCUGGGGCGGCGGGGCGGGCGGCGAGCGCUGGGGCGAGCGCGCGCGCGGCGCCAGCGAGGAGGCGCGCGGCGAGUGGGGCCGCGCCGGCCGCGCGCCGCCGCGCCGCGACGAGCUGCCGGCCGCGCGCCCCGAUACAUCUGGCCGACCAAAGCUUGUCCUGGAGCCAAGGACGGUCAAGGAGCCCGUGAACGCAUUAGCCUCGACCAGCCAGGCCUCUUCAAUAUUCGGUGGAGCAAGACCGCGGGAGGAAAGACUCAAAGAGCUAGCUGGAGAAUAAAUGAUACCUCCUCCCAAUCUCCCUUCCCGUGUGUAUAUGUAUUACCAAGUCGCCCGACACACCGUUCCUUAUAUUACACUACCCUCCCGAAAUGCAGAAUUAUUGUAAAUGAACCGAUAACGUUUUUUUGUUAGGUUGUGAGGUUGUAAAUCAUUUUUAUCGUAUAUUUUGUUAGCUUUAUUGAGUAUCGCUUGUUGCGACGCUUCGUUCAAGCGGUGUGGCGCAACCGUUCGGUUUACGCUUUAAAAUUGCUAGUUUUCGUUAAAGGUUUUACUCAUUUUCCAGGUCUAUGUGUAUAAUGAAUUUAGUUUGCUUAAUUAUUACUAAAUUCAUCUCUUUAAGUAAACUAUUAUGUGUCUUUUGUUUGUAAUGUUAUUCACUUCGAUGGUUUAAUCAUUUAAUUUUUUUUUUUAUAUUUUGGCAAUAUGAGAUUUAAAAUAAUUCUCUGUUGUGAUCAGAUUGUCUUUUUAUUAUUGUUUAAUUUGUUAAGUCUUGAAAAUUAAUCAUUGAAUGAGUAAUAAUGGUUCAUAAUAUAAGCGAUGUAAUUAUGGUAUCAAUAAUAAAAUUAACUUCCACGUUAAUGGAUUUCUACUUUAUUAGAUAUUGUGUAAUGUCAUAAACUACGUGACAGACAAAAAAAUCGAAAAAUUGUAAUUAAACAUAGAAAAUUAAUAAAAAAUAAUUUCUUUGUAA
Messenger RNA from Melitaea cinxia (Glanville fritillary), 1470 nucleotides. It is a transcript of the gene eIF4H1, whose product is annotated as eukaryotic translation initiation factor 4H. Gene Ontology annotation, molecular function: RNA binding. The transcript has 6 exons. The coding region runs from base 7 to 777 and encodes 256 amino acids. Lineage: Eukaryota; Metazoa; Arthropoda; Insecta; Lepidoptera; Nymphalidae. The record is from RefSeq and is a predicted model, not a curated record.